Messenger RNA from Coniophora puteana RWD-64-598 SS2, 1608 nucleotides. RefSeq lists its product as uncharacterized. Bases 1 to 1608 code for a protein of 535 amino acids. The transcript has 2 exons. The record is from RefSeq and is a predicted model, not a curated record. Lineage: Eukaryota; Fungi; Basidiomycota; Agaricomycetes; Boletales; Coniophoraceae. Gene Ontology annotation, molecular function: protein binding.
AUGGUAGAAGUACUAUCAGAAAUAUUCUCGUGGUUACAAACCGGGGAAGACACAAUUGAAGGGGUCGACUACCGAUCUCUAGCUGCUCUGGCACGGACCUGUCGGUCGUUCAAGGAACCCGCUCUCGAUGCGCUGUGGGCGUAUAUAUACCAACUACCUCGUCUUAUCCGCUCGCUUCCAGAGAGCGUGCUCGAGCGGAAUAGCAAGAAAGAAGUUGUUGGCGUUAGGCCUCUGGCACCGAACGAGUGGUCAAGGCUCUAUAGUUACUCUUCCCGCGUGAAAGACGUUGCUAUCUCAGAGGUCCAUCCUACAAGGAACUUUAUACUCCACUUACUGGCAUCGCCUCCCCCUGACAUGGGCUUUAUGUUUCCGAAGCUCCGCCGCCUUCUUGUCGUAGACGAGAAGGGAAGUCUUCGCUUUCCAGAGUAUCGCUUCUUGUUAGGCCCACACAUCAUCGAUCUCGAAUACACGCUUGGCUGGAAUCCAUCUGUAAACGACGACGUGACGAAGGCUAUCAUCGCGUCUCUCCCGGAGGUGUGUCCCAAUAUCAGGCAUCUGCAGGUCAUAUGGAAGAUUUAUCAUGCUGCCGACUGGGCGGUUGAUGUGAUCUCUGAAACAGCGCCUCAGCUAAAAUCUCUCGAGGAACUUAUCUGUCCGAUGCUCAAUACAUACGGUAUGACGCAAGUCAGUCAGCUGGCCUCGUUGCAAUAUCUUGUCCUCGAAGAAUCGGUGACUGACCUCGCUCAAGGCGCAAACGACGUCUACGAGUUUGCAAACCUUGAGUUCUUAGGGGUCACCCUUUGGGACCUGGCUAAAAUGACGUCCUUCUUUCAACUACUAGAACGCCUCCCGGGUUCAUUCGCCGCCCACGUCCACACUUCGCCAUCCCUUCCGGCCCUUGAAUCUUUCUUCUGCGAUAUUCCACGCAACAAUCUCAAUGUACACAAUGUCGAAGUCGUAUACGAAAGAGCUUCCAUGGACUCCUUUUGGCCUAUGGGGCGCAUUCACCGUCACCAUGGCCCUUCUAUCACUAUCCAUACAUUUACCCCUCUGCGACAAUUCAGCUCGCUCAGGUCGCUUGACAUCGAGGUUACGAUCCCUAUCUCUCUUAGCGAUGCAGAUAUCGAAGACUUGUCGCUCGCGUGGCCGAACCUGGUGGAUAUCAGACUCAACGAGAAGAAUCUCUGGGGCGAAGGCAUUUUAUCCGUUACGGGACUCGAGAUCCUCAUUCGUAACUGCGACCUCGCAUACAUUGGGCUCUCGCUGGAUGCGUCGAAGUUGUACGGUUUGCCACGGGAAUAUCCGGCCGACGGAUACGCUAACGACAUCGUGCCCACGUUGCCGGUGUCCGACUCGCGCAUCGGGGACCCGGUGACUCUAUCGCUACUUCUGGCAUGCUUGUUCACGGCGAAGUCGUUUGCUCCUCGUGUGGAGAAGUUUCCGGUCCACCCCUUGGAAGUCAUACGCCAUGAGACGUCGGUCGCAGCGUGUAUUCGAGAGAUAAGGGAGAUGGAGAGAGAUGACAAGGCGUUUUGGCGGAAGUGGCCUCCUGGUGAAGAGGUGAUGGAGACGCUGAGGGAGAUCUGUGAGAGGGAGAUACGACGGUGA